Messenger RNA from Impatiens glandulifera, 1369 nucleotides. Its product is annotated as alpha-L-fucosidase 3-like. Gene Ontology annotation, molecular function: hydrolase activity, acting on ester bonds. The coding region runs from base 88 to 1260 and encodes 390 amino acids. Lineage: Eukaryota; Viridiplantae; Streptophyta; Magnoliopsida; Ericales; Balsaminaceae. The transcript is spliced from 4 exons. The record is from RefSeq and is a predicted model, not a curated record.
UCUAGUUUUAAUAGUGUUAUAAAACUCUCUCUCUCUCUUAUCUCUCUCUUCUAAAGAAACACUGUUUAGGGUUUCCUGGUAAUAGUAAUGAAGCUUUUCCACCACCGGAUAUCAUGUCUUAUCUCUCUAACUUUAGUUCUGUUAUGGGGAUGCAACAACUUAGUGGUUAAAGCAACGGCGCCGGAAUGUGGGUUUCCGGCAAUAUUCAACUUCGGCGAUUCAAAUUCCGACACCGGAGGAUUGUCGGCUGUGUUUGGGCAAGCUGGUCCUCCUCACGGCGAAUCUUUCUUCAAUGGCCCUGCCGGACGCUACUGUGAUGGCCGCCUCCUUGUUGAUUUUAUAGCCGAGGGGUUAGGACUACCAUAUUUGAGUGCUUUUCUCGAUGCCAUUGGCUCGAACUUCAGCCACGGAGCCAACUUUGCCACAGCCGGAUCCACUAUUCGACCCAUGAAUGUUUCUAUACAAAUAAGCGGUUUUAGCCCCAUAUCUCUUAACGUUCAAUGGAAUGAAUUUCACGACUUUCAUCUUCGUUCUCAACAAAUUCGCGAUAAAGGAGGUGUUUUUGCGGAACUCAUGCCUCAUGAUGACUAUUUCUCCAAGGCCUUGUACACUUUCGACAUUGGCCAAAAUGACUUAACCGCAGGAUAUUUUGACAACAAAACGGUGGAAGAAGUUAGAGCUGAGAUUCCGAACAUCUUAAGCCAUUUCAAAGAUGUUGUUUCGUGGAUAUAUAACAUUGGUGGACGAAGCUUUUGGGUGCACAACACAGGUCCGGUUGGAUGUUUGCCUUAUGUUAUGGACCGUUUGUUGAUCACCGCAGGACAAGUUGAUAAAUUCGGUUGCGCUUCUCCUUUCAAUGAUGUGGCUCGAGACUAUAACAUCGCGCUUAAAGCUACAAUAGAUGAACUUAGAAACGAUCUCCCCGAAGCUGCCAUAACUUAUGUUGAUAUUUACUCUAUCAAGUAUGCUCUUUUUAGCCAAGCUAAAAAGAAUGGGUUCUCGAGUCCAUUGAGAUCUUGUUGCGGGCAUGGAGGGAAGUACAAUUACAACCCCCAUAUAGGAUGUGGAGCAACUAAGGUGAUCAAAGGAAAAAAAGUUGUGGUGGGUAGUGCAUGCAAAGAUCCUUCGAAAUCUGUUAUUUGGGAUGGAGUGCAUUUCACUCAGGCGGCUAAUAAGAUUAUAUUCGAUAAAAUCGUCGAUGGUUCUUUCUCCAGCCCUCCGAUUCCAUUGAAGAUGGCCUGCCACAGGCACUCCAAAUAAAAUAUUUUACCAAGAAGAUGAAAGUUUGUUUGAAAUUAAGAACAUUAAGAAGAAUAAUGAAAUAAACAUGCAUUAUUUUGCUCAUGCAAAUAAAUUUCUUUUAUCUCAA